This is a messenger RNA of Mobula hypostoma (lesser devil ray), 8847 nucleotides long. Its product is annotated as microtubule organization protein AKNA-like. Gene Ontology annotation, biological process: neuroblast division in subventricular zone; neuroblast delamination; epithelial to mesenchymal transition. NCBI's taxonomy places the organism in Eukaryota, Metazoa, Chordata, Chondrichthyes, Myliobatiformes, Myliobatidae. The transcript has 24 exons. The record is from RefSeq and is a predicted model, not a curated record. Gene Ontology annotation, cellular component: centrosome. The coding region runs from base 1156 to 5580 and encodes 1474 amino acids.
GAGCCUGUCUGUGACUGUAGCCUCCCCAGACCGUCCUUUUUGUUCCCGAGUUGCCUGUGGGUUUCUUUAACUCUGAUAUGAACCUCUGGAGAGAGCCCCCGCCUGUAUCUGCCGCUCCGCAAGCAGGGGGCAGGCACGGAUCUGUGGUUCUGAACAAAUGUGUCGAGCCUAAUGAACUACCUAAGCCUUUGUCUGGAAUUCACGGCUCCCUCCAUUGGCUGUUCCUCCCUGUUGUGCAGCAAUGAGCCUGUUGGCUUUGUGGGAUUUCAGUGCUGGAAACGUGCCAGAGGCCGGGGUGUGCCAUAGAAUGGAGUUCCUCUGGUCCCCAGCUGCUCAGCUGCACACGGCUCACCUGAGGCCCGGCGGACUUGAACAGGGUAGAAAUCGGAGCCAGUCUGUACUGUAAUCUGUUUGUCGCGCACUGUCGCUCAGUGAGUACAGCGGAAUGGAUUUAACUACCUGUGGGAUCAGGCAAAACUUCACUAUUAAACUGAGACUGGUGUUUCAAGCCUUCUUUGUACACGUUUAAGCUGUUCCUGGUAGUGUUGUAGGAUAGUAUGAGGCUGCAGAAAAUAAGGUGACAGGAAGAGCUGAAGAAACUGCACAAAGUGACCAGUCCCUUGACUAAGUCACUGUUUUUCUGUCCCCAGUGCUACCAAACUAAAUCCAAGUGGAAACUGUAAAUGGAGAUGACGUUCUGUGGUUAAAUAACUAUGCAUGUGUCCUUAAAAACAUGACAACUCGCUCUGCGACAACCAGCUUUCCAUCGCCUGGUUACUGCUUUGUAUUUUGUGGUUACUAAGCUACCUCUCUCAAGUUAGACCACAAAGCUUGCUGGACAUUCCAGAGACUACCUUAACCCUCUUCAUUCUGGCUGCUGAAAUGCUGGAGGCCUGCAGUAACCAUGGAGAUAUGUCAAAGGCAGCAAGAUCAGAAAGCUUUGUACUCAUUUCCCAAGAAUCCUCAAUUCACUAGAAGUCCCAGUAAUGUACAUUCCUGAAGAAGAAUCCUAAGUGGAUGGAGAAUCGACUGAGUGCUGAGUUACUGAAGAAACAAUAACCAUUCAAAAAGCAAGGGGCCCAGCAAAUCCUCACCAGGUUACUCUUUCUCCAGCUCCCGUAGUGCUUCUGUGGUAGAAUGAGGUGAUGCCACGGGAUGGAAGUCUCUGGAACACAGGAGCUGGACACAGACUUGGAGCCAGAACCCGACCUCGAAGACCAGGAUGAAGAUAUUUUCAGUCACAUGGACGAGAACGGGAUAAUCAGAAUGGACGAGGUUGAUGAAUAUUAUCUGCAGAACCCCCUGGGACUGGAAGAGAGUUUAGAAACUGAUGCGUACAAUGACCCUAAGUUGGGCUUCCCGGAAAACCCACAGGACUCUGUGGACGAGGAGAGCUUUAACAUCAGUGAAUUUCAGGAUUCGGAUGCUGCUCCAUUGUCGCUGUCUUCAGAGGAAGAUCCAAGCCCCAGCCAUCUGAUGUAUGAAUCAGACCCACAGGAGGACGACGAGAUUCUCAAUGAUCAGCAUUAUGAGCAAGGUCAACAAAGUGACAAAACUGAAGAUGAGAAGGAUCUGGGAUCCUAUAACUUUCAAAAUGAACUGGUUUCAGUGGAGCUCAAGGAAGUUGAAGAGGAUUACCCUGACCUGCUGUACAAAAAGGAACUUGCAGAAACAUAUCCAGACACGAUCAGAGACUUGUGGGGCCAGUAUAGAAAAACACCAAGUAUACUAAAUUAUGGCGAUGACUUCCCAGUGCAAAGAAUAAAGGACAACAGUAUGAAACUUUCUGAUCAGUCCGUUGGGCGAAAUAACCGCUCAAAAACACAGGGUAAAUAUUCUAGCCUAGCAGUUCAUGAUUAUUAUUCUGAAGACUUUGAAACAAGGUACUCCAAUGAUGUAGGUCAUCUUGGAGGUGUGUUAGAACUGUCCGAUAACAGCAGACAAUGUGCCAGUGAACCCAAGAAGGAAGGAGAGGAUAACUCUUCAUCGAAUCACUCAGGGUUCCGCUUUAAUGAGGUGAUGCUGGAACGCCUCUCAGUUGAGGACAGGGCGAAUGAAGCAGAUAUUGAGGCUGAGAGUAUUCCUGGGUCGUCAUGUUCUGACAGCGUUGGAGAAUCAGUGGGAGGAAAUCCUACAAAAGGAAGAACUUCUGUAAAGGAUCCAUGGUGUGGUAACAGAAGACAUGAUCAAAUCAGACAAACUGAGGUCAGUAAAUCAGCAUCUAAUGGCCACAUUGAGUUAAACAAUUGUCAAACACAUCCACAUUCUAGUAAACCAUUAACAAAUAAGAACAGCCAGCAGAUAAAAACUCUAAACCCCCAAAGAGGAACAGUUAAACAAAGAACAUCAACAAAGCCACUUUCACGAAAGAUUAGCUCAGAAACCGCAAUUUAUGGCCGGGGUCAGCUUAACUACCCGGUACCAGACUUCUCUAAGGUGGAGCCCCGCGUUAAGUUCCCCAAGGAUGAGCAGGUCUACCAGAAGCCCAAGAGGAAGGUUACUGCCUUGGUGAAGAGCAGAACAGAACCCCAUCUUCUCCAUUCUCCUGCCGAAAUUGUUCGCCAGGUGCUGCAGAACAGCAGUGAGUGCCCUGUCAUCACACCGACACCGUCCGAGGUCAAGGUGCUCGAAGAGUUCAAGUGCCCACAACAAGCCACUGAGAUGGUCUAUCAGCUGCAGGAGGAUUAUCGGCGCUUGCUCACCAAGUACGCUGAAGCAGAGAACACCAUCGACCGGCUGCGGAUUGGGGCCAAGGUCAACCUGCAUGUUGAUCCUCCUAAUCCGGGGCACAGUUUCCAGGGAGAAUCCUUGAAUCGGGCUUCAAAGAUCAUGACGUUUGCCAUCUCACAUCCACAGAAAGCCAAAUUAGGCCCCUCUCGGGACUCCAAUGCUCAAACAGAAUGUCAGGACAUGCGGGAGUUGCCAGGAACAUUGGGUGGGACCUGGAUCUCCAGCCAGAAUGACCCCACAAUGGAGACAACAGCAGGCGACUGUGUGACUUGGGCCCUUGCCCAGCAGAUUGAGGCUCUGCAGGAACAGAUUGGUACAUUUGAAACAUUCCUAAAAGCUAGAAAGCUGUCAUCAGGGGCUCAGCUAAAGGCAUUUCAGAAAUUGAGGGAGGGUCAAGAGGUCCUAGAGCAAGGAUAUCUCCAGGCCCGGGAGGAAUACCGUGGCCUCCAGCAGCAGAGUACCAGUGCCAAUAGUUACACCAUUGGCAAUUUUGACCCCAACAGGGAAAUGGAGGGAAACAUAUUUCGGCUUGGAAUGCGCUUGGAGGAUAUGAGGGAGCAGAUUGACCAGGUGCCUGAGACCAGUGCCCUGACAGACCAUAGUUCCGAUGAUGGCGUGAAUCCUAGCUCAUGGAUCACCAGAAGACCAGCCCCACAACCAUGCAGACCAGUGCCAAUAGUACAGCCUCCAAAACCUGUGCUUCAGACCACAGCAGACACAGAGCAGAACCCCAAAUGUCAGAGCAUUGUUCCUAGUGCGAUGUUCCAGCUGGGGAAGGUGGAUGUGAUGGUGAGCUCAGUGAGCGGGGACAGUGAAGAUGAGGAUGCCUUUCCUACUACCCUGAAACACAAGAAGAUACAAUUGGAGGAAAGCCUUGAUCAGCUGCUUGACCAAUGUGGAAGUUUCAAGGAUCUGCCUCUGUCACUGGAUUUCAAAAAGGCGGGACAAGUCCCUGAAUCCCCACCCCCACCCCCAAAAGCAUUUGGCCAGGAAGUGGAGAGAGUGAAUCAGAUGAAGGAGGAAAGGAUGAGAGCUUCUUACAGUGAUAUGGAUGUAGAUAGCAGGAAGACCCCUGAGCCGAGGCAACCAAUGGAAAUGCAAAAAAUGUUCUGCAGUGGUUAUAAGGAAUCACAACAGUCUGUUCUAGAUAGAGGCCAGAUGCCCCCCAGCGUCCAAUCCUUCCAAUCACGCACCAUGUCUGCAGACCUGACAGAAGCAUACUUGACUGAAGGGACGGCUCCUUCACCUGGCAAGAGUGACACUCGUGUGGAUGGAAUUGUCUCUCCAGAACUUGAGUCUUGCAAAACACUUUUCCAAGUGGCUGCAGUCCCACCAGAGGAACGCAUUAUUUCUCCAGAGACAGACAGCGGGUUUGUGGGCUCAGAAGUCAGCCGGAUCACACCAGCCAUCCGUUCUCCUGAACGUCAUCACCCUCUCAGCAGAUCUCCAAGCCAGAGAGAAACAUUACUGAAAUCUCCCCCAGGAGGAGUGGCACGACCUAAGCAAGCCCUCAGCUCUCAGGAGGCUCCUCAGAGAGGCAUGAACCACCACUUCACCAUCAGCCAGAACCGACAGGGAUGGGGAAAUAUUGUCCAAGGAGGUCAUUCCCAAACCAGCUCUCCACAGCUCUGCGCUGGCAGCACAAUCAGUGAGUUCGAGCAGGACACCUUCAUCAGUCACAUGGAGUUGGAAGCUGAUGGUCUCGGCCCCUGUGCUGGGCAGAGGUGUCAACGUUCGUCUCUGAUCUCAUCACCUUUAACCUCCCAUCCUAAAGUUCAGUACAGUCCCAGCCUUUUGAACAUUCGAUCAGCAAGAGAUGAGCUGAUUCAAGCAUUGCAAGUAGAGGUUUCACAACUCAGGGAGCGCCUGCAGCAGACUUUACAGAAGCCCCAAGGAGAUUCCAAAAGGAAUUCACCACCACCCAGACCUCGAAGGCACCUUAUUCACCGGCAUUCCCUCAGGAGGAAACUCUCACAGAAAAGUGAGGAGGAGGGAGAGGGCCAGAUGAGCCACAAACCUUCAGCGAGUCACAGCCACUCGACACCAAUGCCAUACUUCGGAUCAGAGCCCGAAAUCAGCACUGAAUCUGAAGCAUUGUCUUCUUUCCCACAUCCUCCUGCUUCAAAGCAAGCUUCAAUUAGCCAGAUCAAUGAGAGGCCAUCUCCUUCCAAGAUCCAAAGGUCCAAGCCCAUUAGAGGUCCUUAUACAGGCACAGAUUACAGUUUCUUUGUAUCACAGAACCACAGACUGGAAUGUGGAAAUCUAUACUGCCCCUCCCGUAACAGAUCUCCAACAAAGGUGGUCGAUGGUCCAUUGAGGAUGGCAGACCCCCUCACCAGCAACCCCAGAAGCAAACCUUGUCCUGCCUGUAAAGGAUUGGGAAUGUACGAUGAGCAUGGAUCUGCUGGGAAACCAAAACAUUUUACUAAAGAUGAGAGAAGAUCAUCUGAGGGGCAUAAAGGCCGGGGGCAGCGAACAGUUCAAACAGCGGAGUCUCCUGUCGCCACUGGCUAUGUUCCACCACCAUAUUACGUGCCUGGUGCUUCACAAGUGUAUUUCUGUGCCCCAGCUUGGACAUAUGUGUCACCAACACAGUCCCACAUCUACUACCCGUUGGGAUAUAAGGAACUGCGCUCAAGGCCAAACCCUGGAGCCAAAAGGUCCAAAAGCCAUCGUAAGCCAUUGUCAGCACUCAGUGACAGCCCAGACGCUAGCGAUGAAGCAUUCAUGGUGUUGGACCUCAAUAGCUCCCUGGACCAGUUUAUCAAGGCUGCAAAGAGCAUGAAAUGGACAACACUGAAGAUGGUGAAGUCACUCACAACUGAUCUUCGUAAGGUCAAGACCAGCUGACAAAGCUCCCUCCUGAACACACUUUUGCUUCAUUCAUUGUGUUUCUUCUCAUUGUUUAGCUGAAGGUCAUCACCAACACCAUUUCUGAUUUUCUUCUUUAAUUUUGGGAUAUUAGUCAUAAGCUCAUCUCCAAAUCAAAUGGGUAUGUCUGUCUGUAGUCAUAAUUCAAUGGGAAAAAUUAAUGACCAUAAAUCUGCCUUUGGACAGUGCAGUGGUUAUGAGCAAUUCAGGCAGACAGUGUUAAACAGCAUUGUGACUUCCAAUUCACAGUUAAUGUGAUGAUGUGGUACCCUGAGCUGAGUGAAUCACCAGUCAGAGAUGGGAAACUUACACAUGUGUCAUCGAGAUUGUGACUCUGACAAGCAAGAUUGCAAUGUCUCCUCAAACUAUGGGCUGUUAUUCACCAACUUCAUGUCUCUUUUUCACAUUGUCCCAUGAUUAGUCACUAAGCUUUUGGUUAUAAAGUUAGCCUAGUCCUUCUUGUGCCAUGAAUUUCUUAGCUGAAAUCCAUUAUAAACAAUCUCCUGUCUGAGGGCAAACCAAAGGAGAGCCAAGGUCACCCAUGCUGUUCCAGAUUGCCAAAAUGCUUUACUUCAGUAAUUGCAGUGUGCCUGCAAUUAUUCAUUAUCGUGCAUUUGUAUUGUGGAUGUCAGCCAUUAUCAAUAUGAGCAAAGCAUCUGUGUGCAGUCAGUCACAGAGGUCUCCAGUGUGACCCCAAGAGGGUCAACAGAGAUUUAAAAUUAUGUUAUUGCCUGGUUCAUGUUUUCAGAUUGUUCAGACUUUCACAGUUUUAAGUAAUAGAAUUUGGGAUAUAGUAUUUUUACCUCAAGUGCCAGCUAAGUAUAUUGGAUAGAAUUGAGGUUGUUAGCUUUUUAAGAAUCCUCCAUAGGAAAGCAAAUUUGCACUGAAACUUUGAUGUAGCUUGUAUCCUGGCACUUGAAUUAUUAUUUACGGUGCCUCAUACUCUGUGACUUGUUACCCAUGUUACACAACUCUGUGUAACAGCUUAAUUAGAUAUUAAACUCAGGGAAUUGUAGCUUUCAAAUUAACAAAGACUUGAUUCCUUCCAGUCUGACACCAAAGCAGAUCAUCUGUUUUUAAAGAUUAGGUUAUUCUAGAUACAUGGUGAAUUUUGUUCAAAACUCCAUAUAAGUUGAGACCAAAAUACUAUGCUGAGACUCAAAGUGGUCCACACAGACUGGGGAAGCUCUUAAAAUGUCCUCAGUUGGUGCUUCCUUGUCAGUGUCUUGGGAUUGCUGAUUUACUGGGACCAACAGUUUGCAGAUGAAGAAGCAAUCAGUGCCCUCAGAUCUGAAUGGAACCAAUCUCUCUUGGGUUCGAUUUAUUUACCACUUUUCUGCCUCACCUGCAGGAAACCAGUGAAAAUGCAGUCAACUUCUGACUUACAUGAACUUCAUGUAACUUGACUAGACUUGGAAGUGGCAUGACAAUGGCAUAAAUGUCAAAGUAUCUUUGCUGUGCCUGAACCAAUCCACAGAAAUUUAAACAAGCAAUUGAUUCCAGCUGUUAAAAGUUUAGAGUUUUUGUGGCAAAUAAAUAGUUACACAUUGUCAGAUUUUAUGUUGACCUUUAAAGACCAGUUUCUGGAGAGCCCUCACUGCACAUAAUUAAAAUCAGCUGGAGGCAAACUUCAGGCGUGAACAAACCAGUGAUGUUCAUCACUGAUUACUGAAUGCACUCAGUUAAGUAUGCUGUACAACUCCAUGGAGUCAUACUUCAUAAAGAUUUUGUCGAGCUUUCCUCUAGGGUUUUCAGAUCUGAAUGUAUUUUCCAAACUUGUCACUUUACAGAAAUUUGGAAAGAAGAGAUCAGCACAUAAAAAGUGUCUAAGAAACAUUAACGUGUUCAGUGGGAAUAUCUAUAAUCUGAUAAAUUUGUGCCUCCUGAAUAACAUUCUAAAAUGCCUGGAAUGGAGCCUCUUUGAGCUUGGCACAGAGUAUCUCAGAAGAUGGUCCAAUUUUGCAUUGUUUCCUCCCUGUGUAUUGUGUAGCUGAAACUCAUUUACAUUCUUCACUGAGCUCAACAGUUUAAUGUUAUGGAUUUUAGGUGUUCAUAUUGUAUCAAUAAUUCAUUAAUGUCCAUGAUUAUGGUUAGGGAAUGUGAUCAUAAUCUCACAGACUUUUUUAAUGAAUUCUAUGCAUGGCUGAAACGACAGACUCGAUUCAGGGAGUUGGAGACUGUGUUGUCAUUUUUGUGAUGUAUAUUGGGAAUAUAAUCUGCGGUCUUUUAAAUUAUCAACAAGUGUAACUGUGGUACCUUUCUGUUGCACCUGCUGAUGGGACUCAGUUUAAUCACUUCUUUUGUGAACUGUACACAGAAAAAGUGAAAGCUACGACUGUGCUUCACAGUGCGAACUGAGUAUUAUUUAAUUUAUUCCUUGUAUUCCAGUUACAACAAACUGAGCAGAGAAUUAAUUCUUACAUCCUACCACAGAUAGCAGUUGGGCCCACUUAUUAAUAUGCAUCACUUAUUGUGCAACGGUUUCAGACAUACAACAGCAUUUAGAACUUAACAAUCAAGAAAAGACCAGCUGAUUUAUCAACCUCAGCUCAACAAGGUGGCUGCAGUAUCUUUCCCAGAGCGUGUCUAAGCAGUAGUAAAUUCCACAGCCAUCUGCAAAACUCAUCGCCUGUCCACUCAGUCCAGAAGGUCACACCGAUCACUCAUGAUCUAGAAAUCCACUUUAUGCUGGGCUCAGGAUUAAGUUUGGUUCCUUCCUGAAAGCAACAAUUGCUGCAUGAAUCUGAUGUAUUCUCCACAUUUUCCCUGAACCAUAAAGAGUGUUUCAAUGAACCCCAUAUUUAAUGGCAGGUAGUUUUGUACAUUUUAUAGGUUCUUCUAUGGAGUGUUUAGUUUCUCAAAAGAUGCUUUAGUUCCUUUGCUUUGAGCCCAACAGUGGUGUAAAAGAACAAAUGUCUGUGUUAUUACUGAUAUUGAAAUCCUUGCACUCUGAUCAGUGGUGCUCUUUUCCCCAUUAAAUAACAUCUUGCUCCAACGAAUUUUAUCUUCUCUCAUUAAUGACAAUGUUAGCACAAACUUGUUUCACUGAUUCACCCUAAAAUGUCAGUUAACUGUUAGAUCAAAAACGUAUUAUUUUUUACGAUGUAAACAAAAAUAAAUAAUAAUUAGUUUUGUAUGAAGUGGUUUUACAAAAUAUUUAUUAUAAUUUUUGUAAUAAAUGUGAUGUGGUACAAGUUAGAAACCUAAGUUUUUACAAACAAUAUUUUUCUUUGGAAUAAAUUGAUC